AUGUAUUCUCUUUACUCUAUAGAUAGAAAGGCGUAUGACGAAUGGGAAAUAGACAAAGUAUUAAAAAAGGUCCUAAAACAAGAAGGAUUGAUGAUUCAUGAUAUUCUAAAAAAGAUUUCUCGAAACCAGACCCCAAAGUUUCCUGAUGAAAUGCUUGAAUUAUUUAUUAAAGAGCAUUUGACAAU
Messenger RNA from Dentiscutata erythropus, 185 nucleotides. The record is from the annotation of a GenBank genome assembly. NCBI's taxonomy places the organism in Eukaryota, Fungi, Glomeromycota, Glomeromycetes, Diversisporales, Gigasporaceae.